UUAUCAUCAUGCAUAUCAUGCAGCGCAGCUAUCAUGGUAGCCCCACCCAUGCUUGCAAACUCCACCCAUCUCCAUUGCAAAUAAAUGAAAUAAUGUAUUCCUUGCUCUCGCUUCUCUCUUCUCUCUCCUUACUACUGUUCCUCCCGUGGACUAAUGGAGUGGAGGGACAGUCUAAGGAGAGCCUAGAAGAAGAGGAAGAGGAUCUGGUACCCCUUGUAAUAUGGCCUGGAAUGGGUGAUAGUUGUUGCUAUGUUUUUGGUGCUGCUGGUUAUAAAGGAGUCAUAGAGAGGAUGCUACCAGGACUGUAUGUGAAGAUAAUAUCGUUUGGACAGACUGCACAAGAAGAUUCAUACAACAGUUUCUUUCUCAAUUCUAAUAAACAGGUUGAACUAGCUUGUGAUUUACUAUCAUCAGAUGAGAUGUUAGCUAAUGGUUUUAAUGCAAUGGGUUUCUCUCAGGGAUCACAAUUCCUGAGGGCACUGAUCCAGAGGUGUGGGCGUAUCAAAGUAUACAAUCUAAUAUCAGUAGCAGGCCAGCAUCAGGGAGUGUAUGGGUUCCCAUUCUGUCUAGGAGAGACCAGCUGGUUCUGUGAUUUAUUCAGACAGUUCCUAAGCAUUGGAGUGUACCUCACCAUAUUUCAAGACAAUAUAGUCCAAGCUUCAUAUUGGCAUGAUCCUCAUGAUGAAGAAAGCUAUCAAUUGGAUUCACUCUUUCUCUCUGAUAUCAAUCAAGAAGUGGUCUUUAAUCCAGCAUAUAAGGAGAGGCUUUCCAGUAUCAGUAACUUUCUAUUGAUAAAGUUUGAGACUGACAUGAUGGUCCAGCCAAGAGAGACACAAUGGUUUGGAUUCUAUAAACCUGGUCAAGCUGUAGAAACCUACUCAUUAUUUGAAAGCAGAAUCUUCACUAAAGAUCUAUUAGGAUUACAAUACCUCAAUGGUUCAGGGCGUCUUCAUUUCCUUAGCUCUCCAAACGGUCACACAUUACUCACAUACGAAUGGCUAGACUCAUACAUUCUCCCAUUCGUUAACACGACCUUCUCCAAAUCUCACUUACCGGUCAACAUAAGCCCACACUCUACAUCUACUAGUACUUACAGCUCCAUAAAAUCAACCACUAAUAGCAAUAAAGUUAUAACAAACGUGCAAAGACCAACUUCCAUUCACGUCACUUCUGACGGCCAUGUUUUUGUCUUGAGUCGUCACGACAAUGCAAUUCAUCGAUUUGACUCAAAUGGGGAGCCAUUAGGCCACUUAGGACCACUACCAAACAAGAGAGAACUCCGUGGCAUAGCAGCUUAUGAUAAUACCCUUUAUGCAGUUGACGAAGAGAGUAAUAUACAUGCAUAUGCCAUGAACGAUGGUCAAUACACUGGUAUCAUAUACAGGACUAUGGGUGGUUCCAAUUCCACUUCACUCCAAUGCAUUAGUAUUGACAAUGAUGGACUUAUAUACAUUAGUGAAUCAAGAGAGUCUAUACACGUUAUAUCAAGGGACGGUUCUUCAUUGAAAAACCUUAGCAAUAUCGGGACUCACCCACAUAAGAUAGUAUUUGACUCGGACGGUCAUAUACGAUUCACUAAUGAGAAGGAUAAGAGUAUUUAUGUUCUAUCAAAAACCGGUCGCUUAUUACACAAAUACCCAACCCACCUCUCUUAUCCUAGCGGGCUCUUUGUUGAUUCUAAUGAUAAUAUGAUGGUCGCUGAUAGGGAGGGCGGGGUUAGGGUUUUUAACGAGAAAGGUUUCCACAUUCACGACAUCGGAGGUUUUGAAGGCUGUGAGGACAUGAAGGUCUCGGCUAGUGGGGCGGAGCUAUGGGUCAGUGAUACGAAAGCUGACAGGAUUUACAUGUUUAAAUUAUAGGAUGCAAUAGUACGUGUACACGUUUUAUUAUGAACUAUGAGAUUCAAUUUUUAAUUCUUUUAUUUAUUAAAAUAAUAAUAAUUUUUAAAGCUA
This is a messenger RNA of Amphimedon queenslandica, 1952 nucleotides long. RefSeq lists its product as uncharacterized. The record is from RefSeq and is a predicted model, not a curated record. Lineage: Eukaryota; Metazoa; Porifera; Demospongiae; Haplosclerida; Niphatidae. Gene Ontology annotation, biological process: receptor-mediated endocytosis; protein depalmitoylation. The coding region runs from base 9 to 1859 and encodes 616 amino acids. Gene Ontology annotation, molecular function: palmitoyl-(protein) hydrolase activity. The transcript has 8 exons. Gene Ontology annotation, cellular component: lysosome.